This is a messenger RNA of Pseudoliparis swirei, 5310 nucleotides long. It is a transcript of the gene ip6k1, whose product is annotated as inositol hexakisphosphate kinase 1. Gene Ontology annotation, biological process: inositol phosphate biosynthetic process; phosphatidylinositol phosphate biosynthetic process. Gene Ontology annotation, molecular function: inositol hexakisphosphate kinase activity. Bases 414 to 2021 code for a protein of 535 amino acids. The record is from RefSeq and is a predicted model, not a curated record. The transcript is spliced from 9 exons. NCBI's taxonomy places the organism in Eukaryota, Metazoa, Chordata, Actinopteri, Perciformes, Liparidae. Gene Ontology annotation, cellular component: cytoplasm; nucleus.
UUUGCCUCCUGGAUGUUUUUUUUCCGCCGUUACUGAGUUUGGAUACCGGGGGGGACCAACAUCAAACCGAACCCUCUCCGGUCGCUCCGAAGCCCACACAAGCGCCGUGACAACUCUUCGCCGUGAAGCCCAGCUCCGUGUCUACCGGGCGAUCCCGACGGAAGCGGUGACCCGGCCUUCCCUCCGCCCCCCCCUUCCGCCCACGGACCGGACCGUGUCUCGGUGCUGCCGGCGGUGGAUUGGAGCGCUCUGAUUGGAGGCUUUGUGCGAGGUGGUCUUUCGGUCUGGCGCCGCCUCCCCCCGGGGCCGGCGUGCGCUCCCAGCAGCCCGUGGUGCCCUGCGCCCCCCCCUCCCCGUCGCUGCACAUCAGAGCCCAUGUCCAAGGAGGAGGCGCGGCGCGUCCGCCAGGAGCCAUGUGCCUCCCUCACACCAACAUCAUGGACAACAAGUUACAGGGGGUGGGGCAAGGGGGAGGAGCUGCACUUCGACCACGGGAAGGAGGCGUCCCGCUGGAGCCCUUCGUACACCAGGUGGGAGGCCACACCAGCAUGAUGCGCUACGACGACCACACAGUGUGCAAGCCUCUGAUCAGCAGGGAGCAGCGCUUCUACGAGUCUCUGCCUCCCGACAUGAGGGAGUUCACCCCGGAGUAUAAAGGCGUGGUGCUGGUCUGCUUCGAGGGCGACUCCGACGGCUACAUCAACCUGGUGGCCUACCCCUACGUGGAGAGCGGCGCGGAGGGGGCGGGUGGCCCGGCGGAGCACGAGGAGCGCAGCGACCCCCCCGAGCGCGAGCAGCCGAGGAGGAAGCACUCGCGGCGCAGCCUCCAUCGCUCCUCCUCCUCCUGCGAGAACAAGGAGGAGCGGCCCGACCAGAGGGAGUCGCACGACGCCGACAUGGCCGACACCCUCGCCGAGCUGAAGAGUCCGAGGCUCGACCCCAAGAUCCACUCGGACGUCCCGUUCCAGAUGUUGGACUGGAACAGCGGCCUGAGCUCGGAGAAGAUCAGCCACAACCCCUGGAGCCUGCGCUGCCACAAGCAGCAGCUCAGCCGCAUGAGGUCCGAGUCCAAGGACCGCAAACUCUUCAAACCAGAGUUUCUGCUGCUGGAGAACGUGGUGCACCACUUCUCGUACCCGUGCAUCCUGGACCUGAAGAUGGGCACCAGGCAGCACGGCGACGACGCCUCCGAGGAGAAGGCGGCGCGGCAGAUGAAGAAAUGUGAACAGAGCACGUCGGCGUCGCUCGGGGUGCGCGUGUGUGGCAUGCAGGUGUACCAGCUGAACACCGGCCACUACCUGUGCCGGAACAAGUACUACGGCCGCGGCCUGUCGAGCGACGGCUUCCGCCAGGCGCUGCAGCAGUACAUGCACAACGGGCGCGGCCUGAGGCGGGACCUCGUGGAGCCCAUCCUCCACAAGCUGCGCAGCCUGAAGGCGGUGCUGGAGAGCCAGGCGUCCUACCGCUUCUACUCGUCCUCGCUGCUCAUCAUCUACGAGGGCAAGGAACCUGAGAGUCUCAGCUCUGGGCAGCAGAAGGCCCCCGCCGCGGCCCCCGCAGAGCCCCGCCGUGGCCCCGCCCCCAACCCACCGCCGGCCCCAGACGCCCUCCGUGAAAUGGAUUUGAGCCAGAAUCCAGACCCCCCCGCGCCGCCGCCCCCUCAGGGACCUGGACCGGCGCCGGUGGCCCCGCCCCCUCCCCCGCAGGCCCCGCCCACCAAGUCAGACUGCCACUCCUUCCACCCGCCGCUCCCCUCGCACCACCCACAUCCAGACUCCUCCUCCACUUCCUCCUCGGCUCCCGGCUCAAUUUCCUCCCCUCCGCUCCCUCCUCCCCGCAGCCGCACCCGGCCCAAACAGCGCCCCCUGGUGGACGUGCGCAUGAUCGACUUCGCCCACUCCACCUUCAAGGGUUUCCGCGGCGACACGGCCGUGCACGACGGGCCGGACCGCGGCUACGUGUUCGGACUGGAGAGCCUGGUCCAGAUCCUGGAGGGUCUGCAAGGCGACAACUUGGCGUAGCUGCGAACACACACACACACACACACACACACACACACACAGCUUGUUGUUAGUUCAGGUCGUGCCGCAGCGUUCUCGAGACGCUUUGGCUGUAAAUAUGGAAGGAGCUUAUUUCGGCCGUCACCAUGGCGACGUUGGCAUUCUACAGUAGAGCGGUUACUAUAGCAACAGACGGCGGGACAGCGGAGCCGAAAGGAGUGAAACCUCGGAGCCGAUACGGAGAACUUUUGUCCGUUUGAGGCUCUGCAAAACACACACACACACACACUUGUACUCCUGUAUUUGUGAGGACCGCAUGGACAUCAUGCAUUACCCAAACCCCAGAACCAGAACCCUGAAGGUCCGACCCGGAAGUCUCCCGCCGCUCGCAAUUAUAUUUAGCUUUUCGCUUCUUAAUCUAGAUAUUUGAGCUUCACCGCGCAGGAUGUUUGUGUUUCCAGUUUCACAAUCAGAGGACGAAGACAGACGCUCGUAUUCAAAAUGGACACUUUUAGUCUUAAAAUGUGUCUGGAGGGGAAAUCUUUAAACUCAGGAUUUACAGCGAAGCUCAAACAUCCAGAACAAGAAUCGGCUAAACACACGAAUGGAAGGAGGACCGGCAACGGGCGUCAUCCCUCCCGAGUUCCCCAAACGCCAAGAUGGACAAAAAGGAGCACACACACACACACACACACACACACACACACACAGCUGGGGAACAGUUGUCCGUGGAGCGGUUUGACAGCGCCUCUCUGAAACUCAGAGGGGGGGGGGCCUCCCUCUGAAGUUGGCCAACACUCACUCAAGCUCCUCCCCCUCCUCCCUGAGACCCCGCCCCCUUUCCUCCCCACAUCCUCCACUCCUCAGCAAACCCAACCUGGACCGGUGAACAUGACUCUUUUUAGCCUCACAACGCACUCAUCAACACAUCCAAGCAAUAGACGGCGACUCCUUCUUCUUCUUCUUCUUCUUCGUCUUCUUCUUCUUCUGUUCCGUAGCGCUUCGGGGAGAGAACACGGAGUGUUUCCGCUGGUCGUCGGUGUGAACUCAUCCUCUGGGUUUCUGUGUAAAGUCACUUUUUUCCCCCCAAAAUCUGGCCUGCUGAUAUUUUUCUUCUCGUUAACAAAUCCCAUUUUUAAAACAAACUCUUCUCAAAGCGUUGUCCGUGUGUCCAGAGCCCGACGCCGCUCCGUCCUCUGAGCCGUAGAGCUCCAUUGUUGUCUGAAGCGAUUAAAAACACAUCGGCGUGUUGCCCUGGGUGACAUGUUCCUGAAUUAUCAGCACGCACACACACACACACCGUCCUGCUGCCACUGAUCCUCCCUCGAGCGCCACAUGUGGAUCGACCCACAGCUGAAAAUAGUCCCAAAGCUAAUGCACUAUUUCCUUCUGUUUGGUUUAUGAAAAAACAAAAAAAAUUAAAAAACGACAGCAACCAGCUGCUUUUAGGAAAAGUACCCAGAAUUUAAAAUGUGAGAUUUGAAGUUUAUUUUAAUGUAUAAAAUAGAUUUGGGGGGUCAUCUUGUUUGAUGGCCGACUGAAGGGGGGGGGGGAAUCUUCAGACUCUAUUUGGGGACUCGCGGUCGGCGACUCGGCGCCUUGACCACCGCCUCGAGGACUCGAGUGUCUCGACUUUGGAAUUCAGCCGUUGACGAAACAAUCGGAACCGCGGUCCGAUCGGAUUUCCCGGAGCCUUCGAUCGUCCUCAGAAGACGGAGUCGCUCAGUUUGUGUGGAAUUAUUCAACUUUCCUUUUGUAAAGCUCCGGAGCGGCUUCUGUUCACUACUUCCUGUUGCUGGGUUUUUCUUUCUUUCUUUUUUCUUCCAAUGUCAAGAAGUGAACUUUUUAACUCGACAUGGGCGAGAAGUCCUUUAAGUGCUUGUAUAAAUAUGUGAUAGAUUGUGUGAUACAGGAGCUCCAGAAACACACGGGUCCUUGUGGUGGGAUUGUUUGUGUUUGUGUGUGUGUGUGUGUGCGCGUCUGAUCUAUCUUUAAAUUAAUUCCUACUCCCGCAGUAGGAACACUUUGCUUUGAGGCUGCGAGCCAGAGACAGGAAGUCAGGAUGUGUUAUUGGUUUUGGUCUCUUCGUGGGAUUUGUUGACAAUAAGAAAAUAUAUAUAUAGAUUAAUACCAGCCUUGGUCUUUAACUUAGGGCUGCGUGGUAUUGUUGAAUAACAAUAAUAUUUAAUAAGAGGAAUAUUUUUCUUACAUAUAUUAUAUACAUAUAUAUAUAUAUAUGUGUGAUACAAUCACAAUAUGGCAAACUGCGCAAAAUCAUCCAAAAUAAUCAAAUUAAUUAAAUGUUCCUGGGGAAAAAAAUCCUUUUGCCUUUUUAAAAAUCAUAAUUUGCUUUAGAAUCAUUAAUUUGGACAAUGUCAUUUUUUUGUUUUUCAACAAUGUUGAAUUAUUGUGCCAGGACACAAAGAAAACACGUCACGUGUGACUGUCAGCCCGAUGUGGGCUCAAUUAAUUUGGAGAUGCCGCCACUCGUCUCAUCCAAUUGGUCCCGAGGAGACGAGCCGUUGGCCAAUCACGCUCGUCCAUUGAUGCUUCCUUUCAACCAGUUCCAGAGGCCGGGCUGUGACGCAGUACCGCCCCCUGCUGGACGGGAACGGGAAGGCAGGAAUACGAGAGAGCGAAUAUAAAUAUUUUUAUUUUUGGGGUGGUUAUCGAGGUGAUAAUUUAUUUUUUUAUUGUAGCAUUACCCAUGUGUGUGUGUGUGUGGGUAGAUGUUUUGUCUUAUACAUGCCCCUUCCCAAAAUGUAAAGACAUUCUGAGACGCUGUGUGUGCGAUGUCGGGUGAAUUCCGCAGUAUUAUUUGAGCUUACGAGUCCGUUUCAUCUGCUGCCGACCCGCCUUCAGCUCAGUGCUGAUCGGGUAUCAAUAGAUAAUAAUAGCCAGAUUGUGUUUCAUGAAGAAAACUGUUGCAGUAAAUCCAGACUCCAGUGAGCCCAACACUUGCUCUGGUGGGAAGCUCUAUUGAACGUGUGUGUGUUAGUGUGUGUGUGUUAGAGCAGGUAGACGCCAUCUUUAGCCUCUGGGUUAGUUCCACUGCACAUUUCUACGGAGUUGGUAAAGAAGCAUGCACCAUUAACGUCCUCCUGUUUGGGGUUCAGCUUCCACCGCGGCGUCAAACGUCCUCGUUCCCGUCAUCGUGGCGGCCCCACGCCGCCCCUCGCAUCGCGAUGCCUCAUCAUGGAGGUUAGCCUCAAUGAUGGAUCAGUUAUUUUUAGCAGCAUUUUCUGCAUCUGACGUCACCCUGACUGUUAGAACAGUGAAAGUAAGUGAGAUUAAAUCUUUCCAGAAGCUU